Molecule: messenger RNA, 7239 nt
Organism: Symbiodinium pilosum
Lineage: Eukaryota; Dinophyceae; Suessiales; Symbiodiniaceae
Source: the annotation of a GenBank genome assembly
GAGCCGUUGCAUCUUCUGGUGCAAGGCAUGCGGCAACUUCAACAAGCCUACAUAGGCAAGUCCGAUGCUAAGGACUCUGAGUUAAAGGGGACCGUGGAGGUCCCAGAGAUGCCGGACACUGGUCCGGAGGCCUCGGUGGCCUUUGCCGAUUGGCUCUACGAGGUGGAACAAGCCAUCGGCAGUUUGUCGGACAAGGCUUCGACGUGGUUUUCAGCUUGUCUGGAGGUGGCGAGGCAAGCCUAUGCUGAGUAUACCUUGGCGUCUCCUCUGAAUCGCUUGGCAAUGAAACCCGUCAUUCCCGACACCUUGAAGGAGGAGAAGUGGGCGCGACUGGAGAGAAAGGUGAUGACAUUGCUCCUUGGGUCCAUGAAGAAACCGGCGAAGGAGGACGCAGUGACACACCGCAUCCUGGACGUUCCCUCUUUGCUCUUCAGACUUCACGUGCUAUAUCAGCCUGGCGGGGUAUCAGAAAGGGCAGCUGUCCUCAAACAUUUAGAGGGGAAGCCGAUCGGGGAGGAUGUUCAUGAAUGUGUAGCUGCUCUUCGUAAAUGGCGAAGGUAUCUGGAGCGAGCGGAGGCCAUGCAUGUGUCUGUCCCUGACUCCUCCAUCCUUUUGAGGGCCCUGGAGACCAUGAUAAAGAAAGUUCUGCAAGCCCACCCCGAAGUGAAGUUCAGAAUUGACCUCACCAAGAAUGAACUUCAGCUCCAAGGUAGACCGACUUUAGAGGCUGUGCUCCGCUUUUACACGCAUGUCCUUGCCGAGCUCCAGAUGAUUGCACCGGUGGCCGCAGACACGGCCGCUCCCUCUAUCAAGGCCAUCGGCACUGGACAAUCUGGAGGAACGGGAGGACAAGAAAGCACGCUGCUGGGAGUGUGGAAGUACUGCUCAUCUGCUCAUCGCAGGAAUGAAUGCCCAGUGGUAGCCUCAAAGAAUGGCAGGUCGGGUAAGCCUCAGAGCAAGCCUGACAAUCGGCCAGCCUCCUCCUCAGCUUCGGUGACUUUGCAUUCAGAGGUUUCAGAUGGUUCUCCGGUAAGAAGGCAGCAGGCCAUUUUGGAGUCAAUUCAAGCUGUUCAGCAAGCGGUAGAAGGAGCCUCGAGUACGCCCUCGCAGUCUACGCCUCUCCAACCUGUAAAUCCCCAGCCUUCGGGAUCGGCUGCGCCAUCUGCUACUCAGAAUCCCACCGAAUCCGAUGUCAAGGAGCUUCUCAAGGAGGCCAACGCCAUGCUUAGCAAGCUUACCAAACUCCAGGCGUUGGAAGUAAAGACUAACCAGAGCCUUGGCGAACUCAGCGCAGCGAUUAAGGCUGCUGGGUUGGACUCGGAGGACGGGUUUGCCCUGCUGGACUCUGGAGCCUCACAUGCUUUCAAGAAGGCAGCUCCUGGUGAUGUGGAGCAAGCUUCUCCUGUUAGGGUGGAGCUGGCUGGUGGGCAAUAUGUAACCCUUAAGCAGAACAGGGCAGGAACGCUCUUGGCUGCUGCAGAUGACCCCAGUGCGGCCAAUGCAACACCGAUCCUGCCCCUUGGAGCCUUGGUUCAAGAGUUGGGAUGUGAUCUCACCUGGACGCGCAAGGGUGGCCUCAAGGUUGUUCAUCCGCAGUUUGGAGUUCUCCGGACCUUUGUGAAGGGCAACCAUCCUAUGUUAGUUGAAACGCAGGCCUUGGAGAUUAUUUCGCAACUUGAGGAUCUGCAACUUCGAGCCCUGGAAACCCAGACCGCGGAGACCUUCGUUCGCACCUUGGAUGUGGAAGAGACUAAGUCAUGGGACUUCAUGUUGAGCAAGUUUGUGGCGACAGGGUCGAGGGAAUGUAUGCUGGAAGCUUUGUCGUCUGAGCAGUCGCCUCUUGGAGUUCUUUCUCAGGAUGUACUUUCGCUUGCGGCGGUCCAUGUGGGGUUAGACGACAGGCAAGGGUGGAAAUAUCUCAAGGCGCUCCCUCUGAAUAGGAGCAUGCGUAAGGCUCUGAUGACGAGAAGAUGGAUUGUAAGGCUAUACCGCCGAGAAGGAGAAGCAGAUCUCCAAGUCAGCAACUCCGAGAAUGCUGUAACGGUGGACUGCAAUGUUGCCAGAAGCAAGCGCUUCUCUUUGAAGGGUGACAGUGCCAUGUACAAGGCGUUGGUCUGGGCAGCCGCUCGAGGGCAGGUUGAGGGUGUCUUUGGCAGCCCUCCUGUUAAUGAUGGUUCCGAGCUCCUGGCCAAACAACUUCUCCUCUGGAUGAUUGCUCGGCAAGGGGCGGUCAUGCAUGGAAGCUUUCCUCCAUAUCUCCUCCUGGGAUCAACACCGGCGAGCUCCUUGUGGAAGUCCAACAUGUGGGACGUCUUUAGGCGAGAGUAUCACGUUCCCAUGAUGCACGUAGAGACCCCAGAGGAUGGAUCUAACUACUUGAUUGCAACAAACCUUGCCAUGAGAGGUGGUCUCCUUGCUCCUGAUGGUGUUGGAGCUCCUGAAGGUUUGACUACGAAGGCGUGGCCAAAUGUUUGGAGACUUCCGUUUCAGUAUGCCUUCGGUGUGGCAGUGGACAGGUGGCGCCUUCGACCGGAGGAGAUGUUCUUGGGGUACAUGCUUCACAAGUUGGAUUCGGAUGCUCCUUGGUCGGACAAAGACCUACGGUACUGGAGGCGGCAUGUGGCCAACGGCCAUGUGCCAUUCGAUCGGCGAUGCAAGACGUGCAUCCAGACUGCUGCCACCGGCAGAGCUCACCGCAGGAUCAUUGCACCGUCUUGUUAUACGUUGUCUCUGGAUGUGUGCGGACCCUUCAGGAAGAAGGGCGAGUAUGGCGGAUCAAAGGGGUUCAGGUAUGCGCUGAUUGGGACGUACCUGAUGCCCAAACUCUCCGUGUACAAGGAUGUUCCAAUCCCUGAGGAGCCAGAGAUUUCUUCGGAUGCUGAAGGCCAAGAGGAUUUUUUGGAUGAGCAAGGACCUGCAGAUCCACCUUUAGAUCCCGAAGAUCAAGAAGAUCUAGAGAAAUCCAACAAGCGGUUCCAGGCCCUGUACAAGGAGGUUGGUGAUACCAUGGAGUACCAAACUCUUCACUAUGCUGUUCCUUUGAAGACUCGGUUAACCCCGGAGAUUGAAGAUGCGGUGAAGCACGUUUACCUCCAGCUCCGUUCAGAAGGGCUUCCAGUGACAAGGGUUCAUUCAGACCGAGCUCGUGAGCUUCGAGGGAGUAGGCUUCGCGCGUGGCUGCUUCAUAGAGAUGUGCUUCCCACCACUGGGGAGGCGCAGGCACCGCAAACAAAUGGAAGAGCUGAGGCAGGAGUCAAACGGGCCAAGGUUCGCACAAAAACUCUUCUUCGAGCGGCUGGCCUGGAUACAUCGUGUUGGCCCUUUGCCAUGGCGUUUGCGGCCUUCCAGCAGCGCGAGUGUGCUUUAGGCAGAGAUCGAGCUCUGAUUCCCUUUGGAUCGCCUGUGCUGGUAAAGAACAAGGUCUAUGGAACUGGAGGCCACUUUGACUUGGACGAGAGGUGGCAGGGAGGCGUCUAUGUGGGUCCUUCGCACGAGCUUCGGCAGGGUCAUGUGGUACGCUUUCCAACUGGCGAGUUUUCCUAUGCCUUCACGGAGGGUGACUGGAAAGAGGACAUCAUGAAGCAGCAGGUGUUUGGACAGAUGAAGAAGGACCAGCUGUUCGGUUUCUUGGUGGGCAUGGACCGUGUCUCAUGGCGUAUAAGGGCUUUGAGACCGUUGUCGGAUCCAGAACGUAGGGCAGAAGAGCUAGCAGAGUCCUACCUGAAGGCUGGGAUCAUGAGCACAGGUUUGGUCAUGCAGCUUUUUGAAACCUUGGAGGAAGUUCAGCAGUUGUUUUCCAGAGCAAAGAGACGUAAGCCGAGAGGGAAAGCAACGAGCUGGGCAACUGGUGCCUUUACGCAUGGUGGUGUGUCUGGAUUGCGUGACGGGGCUAAAAGACUUCCUAAUGUAUCCAAGUUCCUGGCAAAGUUUGCUCGAGAAGUUAUGGGUGCCGAGCAGUUUGCGACCAUAGUUGUUCAGCGAAAUGGCGGAGGGCAAGUUCACUGUGAUUCCCAUAAUUUCCCUGGGUCACGAAAUUGGUUGUGCCCUCUGACGUCCUUUGAAGGUGGAGGGCUAUGGGCUCAGCUAGAGAAUGAGGAGAGCCUCAAAGAGGGUGAGGAAGUUGUGGUUAAGGAAGUAAAGCCUGGCUAUGAGCUGAAGGGGAAGAUUGUGAAGACUGUAAAGGGCAGGGCGUUCUCCCUUGAUCCUCGAAGGUGGCAUGAAGUUCAGCCUCAUGAAGGAGAAAGGGUUAUGAUCAUCGCUUACACCCCCAGGCUUUCCAACCUUGACCCGGGGCAUGCAGCGUACUUGAAGGAUCUUGGUUUCCGUCCUUUUGGUGAGGAGGAGACGGUCUGUGAGGUUGCCUGCAGAGAUGCUUUAGAGGGCGACUGUGCGUCUUCGCUGCUUGUUCUCAACGAGACUCACUACCAGCUUCUUGAGGACCUACAAGAAAGAAGCCGUUCGUUGAGAUUCCUUAUGGAAGAGGAACACAUGUUGGCGGAGGAUCUGCGUCAAGCAGGUAAGCUUGUCGAGGAGGAGUCAGAGAGGGUGCAGCAGAGCAUUGAGGGGAUGCUUAAGCAAGCAUCAAGCCGCCUUUCAAGACAAGACCGGGCCAUGCUUAAGGUGUGUUUGAGAGCAGCAUCCGAAUCCAUGGAGCCGGACUAUGAGCAGCUCCUUGAGUCCCUGGAGGGUGAUCUUCAAGUUGUUCACACAGUACCCCUGAGCCAGGUCAAGCUGGUCGUUGAUAGGUGGCAUGCGGCAAUUCGCAAGGAACUUGACAACUUGUUCGACGGCGGAACCCUGGUGGAGAUAAGUCGUGAAGAAGCACGACGCCUAGAACGUCAAGGACUUUUGCGCUUAGUACCUAGCAAGGGCGUGCAUACAUUGAAACCUCCAGGUCCCAAGGAUGUGAAGUACAAGCGGAAAUAUCGCCUUGUGUUGUGCGGCAAUUUCGCUGCGCCUGAAGAGCAGUUCGGCUCUUUGUAUGCUGGAGGCGCUUCAGCAGAAACGUUUCGAACUGUGUUGGCGAUAGCGGCUCACAGAGGGUGGUGGGGGGCAACGGCCGACAUAAGCGGGGCCUUCCUCCUUGCGCCCUGGCCAGAAGACCUCCACAAAUACGCAGUUGUGCCGCCGAGGUUGUUGACCGACAAUGGAUACAUCUCGGAAGAUGCCUUUCUCCUUGUUCUCAGGCCGCUGUACGGUCUUCGUGAGUCCCCUGCGAUAUGGGCAGCUUACCGCUCCUCCAGGUUGUCUCAAGCCAGGAUCCUCUAUGGCAGCAAGUACCUGGUUCUCAGAGUGUCAGCAGUGGACCCUGAGUUGUGGUUCAUUUUCUUUGAGAAUGAGGAGGGCUUAGAAGGAUGUAUCAUAACGUAUGUGGAUGACCUCUUCUAUGUCUCCAGGACCGAGAUCGUUACUGCGGUUCAUGCUUGGGUUCUUGAGGAGUGGCCAUGCAGCGCUCUAGAAUGGGCUUCAGCAUCUGGUGGCACGCGCUACUUGGGUAUGGAAGUCUUUCAACGGGCAUCCGGGGUCUUCGAAAUCCAUCAAAAGGGGUACAUUCUUGAUCUCCUUCGUGCUCAUGGCCUGCAAGAUGCUCCUGGAACUUUGCUGCCCUGCCCAAAGGAGUGGGUAAUGGAUGAUGUCUCCAGCGAACCAGAAGACUUUUCUGAAGCUGAUUUGCGCUUUGGACAAAGGAUGGUUGGUGAGCAGCUCUGGUUGACGAUGAGAUGCAGGCCAGACCUUCAGUUUGUUGUGGGGCAUAUGGCCCAAUGGGUUGCUCGGCAUCCAAAGAGGGUGGCACGAAUAGCGAGACGGGUGCUCUCCUACCUGGCAUCUACCAUGGAGCUCAAGUUAGUGCUGGGGGACAACGGCGGCAAGGUCAACACACAUAGCAGCAGCAGCAGCAACACUUCCCACAAGCAACCAAAAGAGGUAUCUCUAGUAGGAUAUAGUGAUUCCAGCUUCGCGCCUUAUGGGGAUAGGUCGUAUGGUGCAUCGGUGAUAACUAUCAACGGCGCACCGGUUGCCUGGAAAUCAGGCAAGCAGAGCUUGAUAACCCUUUCAACGAUGGAGUCUGAACUACUGGAGGCCACUACUGCAGCGGUUUUACUGGAAAGUGUUGGGGUCCUCUUGGAUGAGAUCAUAGGCUAUCGUGUUCAUCGUCUUCUUAGAGUGGACAACUCUGCCGCCACGGCUAUGCUUCUUGGUGGCGCAGGAAGCUGGCGGACAAGACACUUGAAAGUAAGAAGUGGUUACCUUCGAGAACAGGUAGCGCGCGGCUUCAUGCAAGUGGAGUACACCGAGGGUCGUUUUCAGCUGGCGGACCUUGCCACGAAGAUGCAUCCUCGUGCUAGACUUCUUGAUCUUCUGAGUCAAUGGGGCUUUGAAGGAAUGACGCCUGAGGAUGUGUGUCUCAAGCUAGCGAGGGCGGUGGCGUUGCGUUGUAUCAUGGUGGCUUUGGAACGGCUUCCGCAAGCGGCUGGUUCAGAGCCCGAGGAGGAGACCAAGGCCCCUUUGCCUUCGUCUGGAGUGGACGAGCUGCUUAUGGUCUCUGGAGUGGUUGCUCUGUUGGCUGUCUUUGUGUGGGAGCUUGUGAAGUGGUGCGUCAGAUGCUUCAAGAAGGCUGCCAAGAAGGAGUCUAAGUUGAGGCGUUUGCGGGAGCUGGCUCGUUUGACUGCAGAGUUAGAAAUUGAAAGACUCGAAGAACGACAUCAAACGACGCCUCCUGAAGUUCAAGAGGUUCAAGGAGCAGUUCAGACAGCUUUGGCAGGGCAUGGCAAUGUGACUCCGCAUAGGCAUGUGAGAAGUGGUCCUCAAACGAUGGAAUCACCCCAGAUGCCUUCAUCAGUUGGCGUUCCACAAGAGCCCCAGCCAAGGAGUUCUCCAGGUGGAUUCAGCUCUGCCUCGUCUGUGGGUGAUGAUACCAUCGGGUCUCUGGACCGCGAGCGGCUCUGCAGGGACGUUUUGUCACUUAUGACUUGCGAAGAGUUGAAGGCUGGGCUUCGUGCGGAAGGACUAACGGUUUCGGGCUUGAAGCCAGAGCUGGUUGCCAGGCUUGCUAUCAGACUUGUCCCUCAGGAACAUUUCGAGGUUCCAGGCAGGACCCUCCCAACAGAUCGUCAAAUCAAGUAUGUUCUGUUGCUAUGGAAGCACAAACGUCUUCAGAUGAAGUGUCAGCUUCGGUGGUGUGAUCUUGUGAAUAGGGAGAACAUAUCGAACUGGAUUCGUCUUUGGAAGGACAGUUAG